CCCUAAUGCGCAUGCGUGCUGGAAGCUCCGCCCUCGACGUGGACGUCACUACGCUGGUUUGAAUCCCGGCGGCUGGUGGGUUCGGACAGAGGGCUCCAGCAGGAGCUGGCGAAGGCGAUGCUCCAGGAGAAGAAGAGCUUCAAGAUUAGCAUUCAUCUUGCUACAUCCCUCCCCUUACCUUCAGAGGGGGAUCAUCUUCGGCCCAGAAUAGAUCUGAUUGUGUUUAUGAUUGACGUCAAGACCAAAUACAGCUUGAAGAAUGUCGAAGCUUCCUUAGCUCAUGUGGCUGCCAGCUUCUUCCUGGGAAAAGUAUGCUUUCUUGUCACUGGGGUUGGCAGGGUGAAUUACUGCAGUGUAGAAAUGAGUUCCAUCUGGAAACUGGGAGAAGUCUACUGCAGUCCUGUGCUAUACUGUGAGCUGGAGUUGGAAAGGACACGAGUUGCCACUGCUCAGCGACUUCUCCGGAUGUUACAGAUCUGUGCUGGUCAUGUACCAGGAGUUUCUGCCUUGACCUUCAACUUUAUGUUGAGGAACUCUUACUAGCUUCACAUUGUGAUAAUUGAGCCACAUUCAUCAGGAUUUUUACUUCAGGCAUUCAAGCUGCUUCAGUUGGCAUCACACUGGGAAGCUUUUUUGUCUAAUUUGUCACGACCACUCAUCCAGAGCUGUUCCUAGUUGCUAAUCUCUCAAGAAAAGCUUGAUUUCUGUUCAGCUGGUAAUGUAGAGGUGCUGGCAGGGAGAGGAGUUUGAACUGGAGACUCCUAUCCAUUAUUACAUCUCAGUCCCAUUUCAUGGUCAAAUUUGAGUUUCGCCCACUUCCCCAGUGCCCGGGAGCUAUGUGUUUUACUGAGAGAAUAUCAGAAGAACACACUACUAUCCCAAAUGCCUCAUAUCACGUUGGGUAUCUUAGUUUCCCAAAGUACUAGAGAAGAGGCAGCAGAUUCCUGCUUCCUUCCAGUUGAAAUAUAGUACCUUGGACUAACAUGAAACCUGGCUGCUAGGUUUUGUCUCCCCACCAAGAGAAUAAUGGGGAAGAAGGGUUGUACUUCAGCGGGCAGUUAGUGAUCCAGGUGUGUGAGUGUCUGCCCAGUGAAGGGCUCAGUAUUCCAUGGCUGAUACCUAACUGGGGAGGAAGGGACCAAAUACGAUAAUUGAGCAUUUUAGCUUUCUUAUAGAUCUGUAAAGAAAAGGGCUUCAUCUAGCAAAUCAAGGAUAGCAAGCAACCCUAUUUUAUUAGGCCGAGAAUAACCAUAUUCUCACUGCAAUUCAGUAGUUUAUUACGGAGCUGUAAGUUAAUAAAAUGUGUACUAUUUAAUAACUAGCUGUAUGCUCUUUGUUCCGGUAUGGCACUGGCUCUGAAGACCUAUGAGCACUUGCCCAGGUUUGCCCUGGCAGGGAGGCAGGUCCUUGCUCACAGCUUGAACUUUCAGUUAGUUGGUGGGCUGCAGUGACGGCUUCAGCCACGGGGUGGUGGCAAAAGCUUUCCAAAUACAAAUCUUCCUGUAUAUCCACUUGAGCCACCUUCUGGAAUACAAUGUUUCUUGAAACGCUGGGAUGUUUCUUACCCAGAAAUGCGUGCCAGGUAGAAAUGAAGCCCAGAGAGAAUGUGUUAAGCUCCCUCCUGGUUUAAUUUAUUCCCCAGUAGUGUGCUUUAAUGUAGGUAGGUGCAGAGCUUUAGCUGUGUGUACUAUUUCGCUUAGCUUGUUUCUGACAUCUGUCCGUGAGCAGGAAAAAGCAGAAAGCAGCACUGCAGGCUUAAUCAGCUGUGAGUGUUGGCAGUCCUUGUAAAGACAGCUCAGCAAGGCACAAAGCCUGUAUCCUUGCUCAGAGGACACACAAAUCCCAGAUCCAGUUUCAUUGUUGCUGGCAGGGGAGGGCUAGGUUGUUUACCAGCUGAAACAAAAGGAGCUGAACCAUUCAGCUGUGUUAUGGUGCCCAAAAGGGUUGGACUGGCUAAAACCCAAAGGAGAAAGAAAUAUGCAAACUCUCCUGGCUGUGUAAGAAGGAUAGGAAGCUUAAUGGGCAUGCCCUACUUUCAGCUAGCUUUGUGAUUCUGAAGGUACCAGCCAGGACUUGGCCACCAGAGAGAGGCAGUCAUGCUGAGAAACAAGUUUCUCUGUUGGUUAUGCUGUCUCAGCCUUGCUCUCGCUUUGGGUCCCUGAAAAUAAAUGAGACCAUGGUUUAGAACAGACUGGUUUCGAUCUGCUCUCAUUGUGCAGGUGCAAUCUGGGGGAGGGAAGGAAGGGCUACGGCAUGAAAUGAGCCAGUCUCUGCAGCUGCUGUAAGGUAAGGAGACUCUUCAGUCUCCUAAGUUGCUCCCUGGUUGCCUCUUAAUCACUAUUGGACUGGGGUAAAAUCCCUUUGGCCUCAAGAGUAAUUUUGCUAUGCUUUCUUGACUGGUGAAAACGAAACUUUCUUUGGUUCACCCGGUCUGCUUCGUAGCAACCCAUACGUGCUACUGUCCAUUCCUAUGUCUUCAAACAUGAGGUUGGGCUUUUUUCUACCACUGUGUUUCAGAUGUGGUAUUUCUUUCUUUCCACUACUUUCAAAGAAGAAAGAUUUUGUUUGUACCGCUUCCUACAGGUGGCCUAUCCCAGCUGGUACAAAAUAAAAUCUAGUUCCUUAAGAGCAGCAUCUCACUUCACCUUGAGGCAAAUAUUUUUCAUGCUCUUAGGAAAAAGUCUUCACUAGAAGUGGCAGGGGAAGUGGUGCAUAUCUAAGAAUCUGACACAAUGCCUCAGGUCCAUCAUGUUUUACAACUAAAAGUAGUUGGGACACAUCUAAAGCUACAGCUUCAGCUAAGUAAAUACGUCUAGGAACUGUCAGCUAUUAGUUUAGACAGGCUGUAACACUGCCCCUGCCAGAGAGGACAAGGCAUCUGAGGAUAUCUUUCAUCUGGAUGGAGUAGCCAGGGCUAACUUUUGAUAAAGGCCUUGUGAAAGUAGUACUUCGAUUGGGAUCAGAGCUAUGAAGGGCCUGAAGCUGAACUAGGACUAGCGACUGUCAUAUUUAAACAUUAGGAAAAAGCUUGCCAAGGUGGCUGUAAUCUAAACAGAGAUAUUCUGGAGUUACUUGCUUUCUCUUUUGCUCUGUUGCCUCAGCUCCCUCACCCUGGGAAGAUUUUCAAAGAGAAAUCCCCCUUUCUGUGGCAAGAACACCCAUGAGCGUUCCUGGU
Messenger RNA from Melopsittacus undulatus (budgerigar), 3175 nucleotides. RefSeq names its product centromere protein M (gene CENPM). The transcript is spliced from 6 exons. The record is from RefSeq and is a predicted model, not a curated record. NCBI's taxonomy places the organism in Eukaryota, Metazoa, Chordata, Aves, Psittaciformes, Psittaculidae. The coding region runs from base 118 to 543 and encodes 141 amino acids.